AUGUCUGAAAAUCAUUGGGUAAAUUUUGUUUAGUUGCUUAACUAUAUUUGACAAUGAAUCAAGUUGCUCAUUUGCUGUUUGGUUAUUGUUCGUUAUUUAUUAUUUGAUUUUCUCUCUUUUUUGAUAGAAAACUCCCAAAGAUAUAGAAGGUGAACUUCAAUGGAAACAUGGUUUGAGCUGGCGAGAUGUUUAUUUUCAGGUACAGUUGUAAUAAUUGGUUGUAGCACCUAUCUCUAAAUUAACCAACCUUUGGACUAGAGUGUCAUAGUCCCUUCGAGUUGUUUCCUAUAAAUAUUGACUUAUUUAAUAAAGGGGAAGUCAAGUCCGUAAUGUAAACAAACGGUUUGUUUACAUUUUGAACUGCUGUAUUUUUUAAAAUAUGAUGUACUGUCUGAAUAUCUAACACCAUUUUGGUUCGCUAUGCUUCUAAAUGAAUAUGAAAUAGAGUUUAUGUUCAGAAAAAUUCGAAACAUUCGAAAUUUGGGCAAUGUUCACAUUACAGGUCCUCACAUUGUUAUGAGCAGAACCGAUGUGCAGAACGGACUUGACUUCCCCUUUAAGUAUGUCAAAAUUUGAACAGUUAUUAACAUUUUCUAUGGCGCAAAUUUACAUGUGUUACAUCAAGUAUUACGCUUAUCCAAUUUCUUACUUAGCCUGUAGACUAUUUUAUCUUUACAACAAUUGUGGUAUUACUUUCUUAACUGUGUUUAUCCUAACCCACCUUGUCAACUUUCCCUGUGGGAGGAAAAAACCCAUGACUUUUGGCAGCCACGUUUGUUGACUGACUCUUUUCAUAUGAGAGAAUGGAACUCAUGAACUCGGAGGUGAAAUUCGGCAAUGGCUCUGACAACUGCGCCACCAAAGUUGCAAAUUACUAGCGAGUCACCGCCUUCAAGGCUUGAAUGUACAUGAAAUUGUCAUUUCAAGGUUUCAACAAACACCAUUUAUCUAUAUCCAAGGAAAAGGAAACGUGACAAUCAAAUACUUCAUUCAAUUUCUCUGACUCAGGUAUGAAAUUUAGUAUUAAAGAUCUAAUUAGUUGGAUACUGCAAGGUCAAUAUCCCAAGUUUAUAAAAAAUUCCUAGAACUAUCAAUAAAAAAUUGUUGCCCCCCCCUGGAGAAUUAAAGCCCCUCCCCCGUGGAAAGUUGAAGCCCCUCCCCCUCUCAUGAAAUUUAAACACAUGCCCACAUCUUUACUGCCCUCCAGAACAUUUUAUGGAAACCUCCCCACAGGAAAAUUGAACCUCUUCCAAGGAAGUCAAUACAAAGCCCCCCCCCCCUGCAGAAGUCAAUACAAAGCCCCCUCUCCAUUUUUAAUUGUACCCCACCCAUGCACCACACAGGAAAUGCAGCACAUGUGCACACACUAUAGUGCCCAUUUCCUGGAAAUCUGCAUACCGCAAAAAUAAUAUACAGACACUCGGAAACUAAUUAAUGCUACCAGUAGAGAUAAUAAUUUCUAUUUCUAUACCCACCAACCAGAUUGAUGAAAUCAGUGAAAUUGGAACAAAGUUCUCAAAAAGAUGUUUUAAAAUCGUUUUAAAGAUGGGAGCCAUUGAACAGUUCAAAUGCCCUGCAAAGAUGGUGAGAUUAAUACACAUUCUGUUACAGUAAAUCUAUCUUUCAUAUCAAACCUUUAGUAACUAAUGUAGGGUCUUUGUGUCAAUUGUCUCAUUUGCAGGAUAAUGUGAAAGUUCAGCAAUUGAUUAACAACCUAAGGCAUGCACAGAAGUUUUGGACGGACAAAGAAAUUCUGCAGCAGAGAAAACCUGGACGUCAAAGAAGGGUAUGUGUUAAGAAAUGCAAGUUAGAAUUUCAGAAAUUCAAUGAAAAGUGUUUUAAGUGCAACAACUGAUUGUAUUGUGCAUACGUGUUUUGUAUGAGAGCAAUGACAAUUGAUCUUACAUUAUGAUUGAUGUUGGUUGUUAAUUUUUAAGCAUUUUAUUUAGGUUACUUUGGAAGGCCCUGAUGAACCAUCAGAAAGGUAUUUAUGUGUUGAAAUAUAACGAAGAUAAAGUGUUUUGAGAGCAACUGAGCGGGGCAUCUUGUCAUGCUAUAUUAAUGAGCUAACGGGCCGAUUUCCACUACACAACUUUUGCCCAAAACAACUGUCACAUGCAACCUGCUUACAACUUGAGUUGUAUUGUGUAAAUCAAGCACACAACUCACUUACGUUGUCGCAGGUGAGUUGUGUGUUUUAUUUACACAAUACAACUCAACUUGUAGGCAAGUUGCAUGCGACAGUUUAUAAUUACAUUUCAACGUGUUUUUUAGUGUGGAUAUGAUGAAACAUCGCGUAUUUUUCACACUGUGGAAUGGCGAGAUGAUAGGUCUACUUGUGGACGCCACAUCAACAUUCACCAGUGUCUAUUUGCGUUUGUUUUCCUUCGCUUGUAAACCCAGUUCAUGCUCUCUUUGUAAAAUACGUCAUCAGUCAUGUGACCUCUGGGCGGUAGACACCACUGGCACAGGUACCAAUGUCUUCUUGUUUCAGCACACAUACACCGCGUGAUUCUGAAAUGCAAGUGCUUUACAGUAUGACAAACAUUGUACUUUAUCAUCCUAAAAUAGCGAGACGUGUAAGAAAAGAUGAAUUUCUGAUAGACCUGGGCAAAGCAGGACACAGUUUGUUUGUCAUGGAACAUCAUCAAAAGGUUUUUCUUUUGUAAACUUAUAAUUUGAAUAUUAUAAAGUGACGUUGACAAUGUUGAAUACUGAAAAUUUAUUUCUCCAGCUACUGGUGGUUUACUUCAGUGAUGUUUCAUAUGAAACUAUGCCUGUUCCUGCUGGAAUAACAGCCAAACAGGUGAGACUUCUAGCGAGAACAGUUUAGAACUGAUAGAGCUAUCCAGUAUAAAUAAAGUUAGUUUAGUUUAGGUUUCCUCGUGUGGUAACACUGGAUCAAUAAGAGAUGAUUCUUACUGGACCUCUAGGAAGAACAGUUUAGAACUGAUAGAGCUAUCCAGUAUAAAUAAAGUUAAUUUAGUUUAGGUUUCCUCUUGUAGUAACACUGGAUCAAUAAGAGAUGAUUCUAACUGGACCUCUACCGUAGGCAGAACAGUUUAGAACUGAUAGAGCUGUCCGGUAUAAAUAAAGUUAGUUUAGUUUAGGUUUCCUGUUGUAGUAACACUGGAUCAAUAAGUGACGACCCUUAGUGAAACUGAUAGAGAUCCAGUUCGUCUUUUAAUAUUGACAAGAUCGUCUUCUAUUUCAGAUAUUGAAGCUUGACCAGAUCGCGUCAAAGCUAAACGAACUGAGUUGUUUCGAUCCAGGAUUAUUUUUACGUUAUGAGAAUGGAAAAGGUCAGAAGUUGUGUUUGCUGUCUUGGCGUUUGUUUUUGCGUUUGUUUUUACGAAAAGACGUAUAUUUACAACCAGCGCUUGUAGUGUCAUGGUCACCACGCUUGCCUUUCAAGCUGGGAGACUCCGGUUCAGUCCUUGCUCGGACCUCUACUCAAGGUCUUAAGAUAACUGAGGAGAAAGAGCUACCUUUAUAUUGACAUCCGUAAAUGGUUACACUUUCGCGAUAAAAUCGUUUUUACCUCGGAUCCCCAAUCAAUUGGACAAUAGCCUGUUGGGAAAUCUGCUCACCAAUCAGUGAGAAAGUCAAUAAACUUAAGUUUUCUUUCUUUGUGUAGAAGUACAGUUUUGCAUGAAUGAUAAUCCGUUCAAAUAUCAAGAGUAUGGUAAGUUGUCAAAUAGUGUGUUGAAGGAAUUUUAGAAGAUGGGAAAACUAUGUACUAGAGAGCUAACCAGGAGCGAUGGCGAAAAACGCAACUAGAAUGGACCUAUUCCCUAAUGAACAAAAUUUUGAGCAAGACAAGUCUAGACAAACAUUUCACCACAUCUUGAAAGAGCAUCGCAAAAUUAGUAAUAUUCUGAAGUUUCGUUGCGAAAUGUUGUAAAAUGCGGAUCAUAUAGCCCUGCGAAGUUUGCCGUUUUUCAGUCAUUUUGUAUUACGCACGGGAAAUUGGUACCGCUUUCUGAAGAAAGGUAUCAAUUUCCCGCACGUAAUACAAAAUGACUGAAAAACGGCAAACUUCACAAGGCUAUAUGAUCCGCAUUUUACAACAUUUCGCAACGAAACUUCAGAAUAUUACUAAUUUUGCGAUGCUCUUUCAAGAUGUGGUGAAAUGUUUGUCUAGACUUGUCUUGCUCAAAAUUUUGUUCAUUAGGGAAUAGGUCCAUUCCAAAAUUAGUCCUACCAAUUUUUGGGUGGUGUCCGUGUUGACCAAAACGUCGCUUGUUUAAGCUCGCUAUUCUCUUUAUUCGUUCAGGCAAGAUCGUUGCAAGAAGCAAGAGAAUCCGGUUAAACAGUUUGAAAAAAUCCGAUCAUGAAAUAAUAGCGGAGAUGCGUUGGAAAGAGGUUAGUUUGUUUCUUGACGAAGCCUCGGUUAAACGAGACAUGUCAUUAUAGUCACACUUUUGUUGAUGCCAUUCAUUUUCUAGUAUGAGGAAUUAAUUUCUUCGAUUUAUUUUUCAAUUUUAAAAGUUUUACACCUUGCAGUUUGAGGAACAUCACAGAAGGAAGAAAGCGAGUGACAUUGCUAAUGAGCUUCUUGCUGGUCAAAUUAGAAAAUCAUCUCGCAUGGAUGAAGAAUUGUGUUUCGUUGAUGAUCAUUUUGCGCUGAAUAAUGAUGAAUCUCGUUCAUCUACCACCGCUGACCCACGUGGAAUACAGGCUCCCUACGAUGUAGUAGUACAGGGAGGUGAGGGAUAUGGAUUACCAAAGUCACGUGAAUAUAUUACUGAAGUUGGUGGUAAUAAUAGUGGUGAUAAUGGUGGCGGUAAGGAUGAUAGUGGUGGUGGUGGUACUGAUGGUGGUGGUGAUGAUUUGAAGACUUGUGCUGACAUAGAUACCCUAUCUGUUUCCACAUGUUCAGAGCCGAAUAUUUCGCACCAAUUGCCGCCUGGUUAUGACGUGGUUGGUGUAACCAGCGAUGAACAUGCUGCUACAAAGUCACCAGACGAUGGUUGUCCUAAAAAUAGCACUGAUGUCAUAACCACAGCUGAUGAGGUUAUGACUGAAAACUUACAAGAUAGAAAUGAUAAUGAUGGUGAUGCAAUGAUGAGAGACUCUUUGGAUAGUAACUAUUCUAAAAAUAACAAUGACUUAACAAAUACGUCGAAUUGUAUCGGUAUUGAAAAUAACCAAGAUGUCGGUAAACAGUCUUUGUCUGAUGGUGCUGGUACUAAAAAUAACAAUAAUGUCAGUUUCUCGUUUGAUCAUAAACAUGAUGUCACUGAGACAACAGAACAUGAUGACGUCAUCGACAUGGUUUCCCCACGUGACGAUUGUGUUUUGGACGCAAACCUAGUUACGUCAGAUAAUAGCUGUACUAUAAAUAACGAUGAUGUCACCAAUACAUCAGAUGGUGCUGAGAAUAAAGAUGACAUCAUGGGUGAAAAAUCAUCAAAUGAUCAACUGGUUAAAAGUAGAAAUGACGACACAAAUAUUCUAUUCGUAGACCAGGAAAAUUCCUCUUCAACUACCCAGUCAAACGCUGACCAGACUGGUGUUUCACGUCCAUCAGAUAGUAAACCACUCAACUCUGACGGUAAUCCUAACUCUAGCCCUAACCUUGACUCUAACCUUAGCCCUAACACUAUUCCUGCCACCAACCCUGACCCAAAGACGAAUCUUGACCCAACUAAAGCUUCUAACCAGAGCCAAAAAAAUUUAAUGCAUUCUCAAUCUGAUGGGUUGGUAUUCCGAAAACAACGACAAGAUGAAGAGAACUCUAGCCACACAACAUCGCACCGGUCGCGUUUCAGGUCCUUGUCGGAACUGAACGGACGCUACUCGUUCACGAGCAACGAAACAUGUGACAGUGCAGCCAUAUCACGUGACGCUCAGAUCACGACACGUGGCGCACGGGCCAUGUCGGAACCAGACUUGCUCGAAAAAGACGACGUUCUACGAGUCGGUGAUGUUUUUCCCCGCAAGGAGAGCUCGGAUUAUUCUGAGGAUGAAGUCAUUUGUAGACCAACUGAGAUCUCUUCAUUGACUGGACCGACUUGGACCUUCGCAAAGAGAGUCGAAGAAUGCGUUCGAAAAAUACUGAAUGUAAAAGAUGACAUUCCUCAAGUGGAGAAAUUGAUUUCUGAAGAUUUGUGCAAAGUUCUCUAUGAAUUGCUUGACGACGGUUUGAAGAAAAACCUUUUGAGAAUUUCAUUUUUCUCCAUUGGGUCAAACGUUUGGGAUAUUUGUCAAACAGUUUGUAAGGUAAAGAACAUGUAAAUCAAUAUCUAUGCAGUACACCUAUUUUGAAUUAAUAAUCAGGAGAUGCGGUUAACGUGCUCCCACUUAAUUAAAUAGGUACAGGCUAUAUAGAGUGGGGCCCUUACCCUCGUCCUGAUCUUCGUAUCUCUUGGUACUUCACCACAGGGAAGCCCGGUCCGGACAUGAGAUUCAAUUACCAUAACGGUGCUUUUCUGGGGGCCCUUACCUCCAAGAAACCGCACUUUUUGUCACCCAAUUUGGCCACAAAGGAUUUGCAUGACUUAUAAAAGAUUUACUUAGGUUAGGUAACUUCCCUGCAAGUGAAAACUCAAGGAAGUCACGUUUGGUUGCUUGUCUUCUUUGCUUCGAGAGAUCAAGGUCCUCCUCUAGUUCAAAAACUAUCCUUCACCCUAGUUCAGGUGAAUUGGUCAACCGCAUCCUGUGUAAUCGAUAUUGAAGAAAUUAUUACCAUACUAAUGAGAUUUCUAUUAAAAUAAAGUUCCUUUAUUGAUAGGCUACGGAAGUUGGCAUCGAUGUAAUACAACGAAUCAAAGAUGGCAGUAUUGAUCAAAAGUUUCACAUAUUUAUUCGCGAGUGUAUUCGACACAAGAUCCUCAGUCGAUGGUUUGAAGAGCUGUCCAGUGAAAACGUUCAGAAACAGAUUAUGAAACAUUACGAACAAACUGCAGUCGUGUUGGAACCUGAACAUUCCAAAGCCAUUGAGCACCUGAUGCUAUAUUUGGAUGGACUGGACGUUUUGAAGUUACAGGAAUUGAAAGCUCGUGAAUCUGGUCGGAAUAUAGAUUUCUUGAUUAGUUUUGAGUAG
Messenger RNA from Paramuricea clavata, 7048 nucleotides. NCBI's taxonomy places the organism in Eukaryota, Metazoa, Cnidaria, Anthozoa, Malacalcyonacea, Plexauridae. The record is from the annotation of a GenBank genome assembly.